Messenger RNA from Magallana angulata, 1683 nucleotides. RefSeq lists its product as uncharacterized. The coding region runs from base 351 to 1574 and encodes 407 amino acids. Lineage: Eukaryota; Metazoa; Mollusca; Bivalvia; Ostreida; Ostreidae. The transcript is spliced from 2 exons. The record is from RefSeq and is a predicted model, not a curated record.
CAAAUAUUUCGGAGCUAUUUCAUAUUCACAGAGAUAAUAGACUGACGUCAUAAUGGUAUUAUAGGCAAACAGUCUAUCGUAAGCUAUCCUGUUCAUCAGCUGAGGUUGCCCCGGAUGAAUGUUGUGCUGAUAGCAGUAUGGUUAAUGUGAAUAUAUUUGUUUUUUCCUUGACGCCCGAUUCCUAAUGGAUUGAUGCUGCUACUACAGUUCGAGAUCUUGUGCUAGUUCUGGAUAAACCAAACUCAAAUGUGCUCGGAUAAUUUCAGGUGGUUACUCAUACUUUUGGAUGAUGUAGGAGUAAUUCUAAAAAUCCUACCGCUGUAGUCUAGAAAAGGAGUAAAACGUUUAAAAUGGGUGACCCUUUCGAAAUUUUGAGUCGACUUCGUCGCAAUGCCAACUCAUCUUCUUCCUCGUCAUCGGAAGAAGACCUCUUCUCCGAGUCUAACAACCUGGCCAUGUUUGUCGUCAUCCCCGUGAUGGUGAUAGUGUACGGGGGAUGCGCGUGCAUCUAUUGCUGCUACAAGUGCAGGCGCUACAUGAAGGAAAACAGGCCGUUCCAAGAUUUAGCCGACAAGAUUCGUGGACGAGAAACGGCGGGAAACAACGAAGAAACUGAGAUCACGGAUGAGGCUUCGCAACACGAUCACCCGGAUGAAGAAUCGCGUUUGGAAUCGAGUCAAGAAGGCGAAAAGCUUAAUUUGGAUGAAGAUGCGAAUGAAAAGACAAGACAGGAUAAUAAUAACGUGCAUUCUAAUCACAGUUCCCCUGGGCCCGAGGGAGCCAUUCGUUACGUGGAUUACGACACAGAUUUACGGUCAGCCAUGUCUACUCCGGGAAUGCAGUACAAACGAAACGGUUCUGUAAAGUCAAAACGAAUGAAACUUAGCACACCUAUUGCCGUAGUAUACAACGAAAACGAUGCUGAAUUACGAUCGGAUUCAGGGAUAAUGGAGGAUGCUGCACUCAGUUUGGUACAUUCAGAUUCAAGAUCGUCUAGACAAAGAAUGCUUGUUGAAGCACCGCUCUCAAUUGAAGAAAUCGACAAUCCGGCUGUGGAGACUACAGGAAGUUCAACAUCCAAGGGCAAUACUCAAGAAGCAGCCAAGUCAGAAACUCUUGCAAGAUAUAUAUCUACGUCCGAAAUUGCUAUUCAGACUGAUGAUAGCGGUUUUAAAAAGCGCGGGGCUUCAAACACCAAAUCAAAGUCUUUGAAGGAUUAUGUGGUAGUGGCGAAAUAUAUGAACUGGAGAAAAACUAAAAAGGGUUCAGAGAAAGAACGUACGAGAGACCACUCGGGAUUCUUCACAAAAUCAGACACGAAACAUAGUCUCUCGUCGGAUUCCGGAGUAAGUGUCAUCAGUGGUCACAAAAUGUCCGAUUCAGUCAGCAGGGGCGCGAGCAUGUUCGAAAUGAGUUCCAGAAGUAGGAAUGCACGUGCGCCAUUCACGUCAGAUAAAUACUCUGUGUAUAAUUCGCGCGCAACCAACAGAUAUGCUAAUCAACCACUAAAGAAAACACAAACUUCGUUGACAAACAAUGAUUUAAAAAAGUUCAUCAUAGGACCAUGGAAGUAACAAAGGAAUCCGCUCGUAUUUAAUUCAUCCAUCUCCAUUGAUCUUCAUUAUUUUUAAUGUUAAGUUUCUAGUUUGUACGUCUGUUUGUUUUCAGUAAAAAAAUUAUAUA